This is a messenger RNA of Geodia barretti, 348 nucleotides long. The record is from the annotation of a GenBank genome assembly. Lineage: Eukaryota; Metazoa; Porifera; Demospongiae; Tetractinellida; Geodiidae.
AUGUGGCGCUCUCCGCAAGAACCGACGAAUGGAGCAGGCGUCCUUGACAAGCAGCGGGUGGCCGAUGCCGAGCCCGCGGCAGGGCGCCGAAGCGCGCUGUUCCCGGUCGUGGUGAGUUGCCUCCUGGUGGCGUUGGCCCUGUUGCUUGUGUGGCAGCGUUUGCGGGUCGUGGAACUGGGUUACGUACUCUCCACCGCCGCCAAGCUGGAGCGGCGGUUGGAACAGACGAAUCGCGAGUUGAAACUGGAGUUGGCGAGUCUGACCGCGCCCGAGCGCCUGGAGACCAUGGCACGGCGACGGCUCGGACUGAGGGACCCUGAAACGGGACAGGUGGUGGUGCUUCCGUGA